Molecule: messenger RNA, 1416 nt
Organism: Penaeus chinensis
Lineage: Eukaryota; Metazoa; Arthropoda; Malacostraca; Decapoda; Penaeidae
Exons: 5
Coding region: 88-1308 (406 amino acids)
Molecular function (GO): structural constituent of cuticle
Source: RefSeq, a predicted model, not a curated record
GGUAUAUAAAGUCUUCUCUCUGUAGAUUCAUCAUCAGUGCUCACAGUAGCCCUUGUUGGAGUUCUGUGGAUAAUAAGCAAGAUCAAUAUGAAGUUUCUGGCAGCUAUCUGCGUGCUCGCCGCCGGCGUCAGUGCACAGGUUGGGCCUUCAGGAAUCGUCAGUCCCGAUGGAGUGAACACUCAGUUCUCCCACGACUUCGCCAAUGACAUCGUGCUGGUUGGACCCGCUGGCAUCGUCACGAAGUCUGGCGCCAACCGCCAGCUUACCCACGGAGAGGCCACCCUUCAUGUUGCUGCACCAGUUGCUCCCCUUCCCGUGGCUCAGAUGGUGUCCCAGCGUGGCGUGAUUGGCCACUCUGGCAUCGUUCGCCCAGAUGGUAACAACGUCCAGUUCACACAGGCUCAGGCUGACAACAUCGUGCUGGUUGGCCCAUCUGGCAUCGUCACCAAGGACGGCUCCAACAUCCAGCUGACCGACGACCUCCACUUCGUCCAGAAGCGCGAUGUCUCCGGCCAUCUGGUGGGAGCCUCAGGAAUCAUCACCAAGACCGGCCAGCUGAUCCAGCUGGAACCUGGUGUCACGAUUGUCCAGGCUGGUCCCUCCGGUAUCAUUCUGUCCAACGGAAAGAACAUCCAGCUCACCCGGCCACUGAUCUCCGGGGCUCACUUACUGGCUCCUGACACAAGGACAUCAGCAAUCGACGCCCUGGAAGGUUAUGCUGGAUUAAACAGGCCACGCCAGAUCAAUAUGAAAGUUUUGGCAGCUAUCUGCGUGUUCGCCGUCGGCGUGAGCGCACAGGUUGGGCCUGCGGGCAUCGUCAGCCCCGAUGGGGUGAACACCCAGUUCUCCCACGACUUCGCCAACAGCAUCGUACUCGUUGGACCCGCUGGCAUCGUCACGAAGUCUGGCGCCAACCGCCAGCUUACCCACGGAGAGGCCACCCUUCACGCUGCUGCACCAGCUGCUCCUCUCCCCGUGGCUCAGAUGGUGUCCCAGCGUGGCGUGAUUGGCCACUCUGGCAUCGUUCGCCCAGAUGGUAACAACGUCCAGUUCACACACGCCCAGGCUAACAACAUCGUGCUGGUUGGCCCAUCUGGCAUCGUCACCAAGGACGGCUCCAACAUCCAGCUGACCGACGACCUCCACUUCGUCCAGAAGCGCGAUACCUAUGGGCAUCUGGUGGGAGCCUCAGGAAUCGUGACCAAGGAUGGCCAGCUGAUCCAGCUGGAACCUGGUGUGUUCGUGGCCAGCGCUGGUCCCUCUGGCGUGGUUCUGUCCAACGGAAAGAACAUUCAGCUCAACCUGUAAAUUAUUUUUCUAUUCUAAUCCAAACAAGAUUUUUAAAAACCAUCCUGACGGCAAAUUUACCAAAUUGAUAAACCUAUAUUUUGCCAAAUAAAGAUUCAUUGAUAAUUA